AUGAGCACCGCAACCCCAGAGUCGGUCAUGACUGGACCUAAUGGUCAGGGGUCCCUUUACCUUUACUGAGGAAAUACAGUUACAAAUGGCAUGGUAUUCUUAAAGGUGUCCCAUUGUCUUGAGACGAGGGCUCUUGGCUUCCCUGCACAUUGCUCAAGUGAGAACUGAGCCCUGAAUGUUACACAUUGUUUCCCAACCUAAAUCUUAAUGGCUUUUCUUGUGGAUAGUCUUGCAACAGUGGAUGGUGUGUGUGUGUUUUAAUAAGUCUUUUUUUUUUUAAAGUAUUUUCAUACCAUCCUUCAAUCACAUUCCAAGGGUGGUUUACAAGAAGAAUAAGAAGAAAAAGUAAAGUAAAAGCUGCAAAAUUGUAAAAAGCACAGAACUAUCAACAGGAUUAAAACUGGAUCUAAAAAAGCUUUGGAAAUUAAAAAAAGCCUUUGUCAUAAAUAAGGCCAGUGGUUCUCAAACUUUUUUUCCUCAGCCAUACUUUCAGAGUAAAACUUUCGUUGUGCCACACCAUAUAUAUAUAUGAACAUGACUAGUUUAUAAUAUGAUCAUGGGACACCCAGAAAGGAUAGAACAAUGUAGCCACAUAAGAGCAUGAAUCAUUCCCAAAAUAGAAUAAUGAUUGUCCUUGAAUCUUCCCCCCACACUUGCCACCCUGCCACACGUCGACUCCCUGCCACACCUUUUGAGAACCAUUGAAUUAGAUAUUAAACAAAUCUCUCUGGGGAGAGUUCUCUGCAACUGGGGUGUCACCACUGAGAAGGCCCUCUUUUCAGUGUAGGCCUGGGAUCAUAAGGAGAAUGGUGAUCCUUCAGGUAACUUGGUCCUAUGAUGCGAAGUUAAUUGCAGGCUCACAUUAUCAAUCCGUUGCUGUCCUCAUUAAAAAUGGAGCGACUCGUCCCUUCUGGAGAAAUUAAAGGGCAGCAGAUUGCAAAAUGGGGACAAUGAGAACCAAAGCAGAACCUCACUGAAGACUUGGUGAGAAAGGGGGGAAAGCACAGCGUCCUUACAAACAAUGGCAAGCCUAAUUAAAGAGGGUUAGUUCAGCUACCCCUUCAUUAAGAGAGGGCAAAAUAAAAGAACAGGUGCCCCGUAAAUCAAUGUUAGCCAGGUCAGCCAAGUAGGUUAAAAAUGAGUUGCUUGUUGAGCACCAGUGCCUUGACUUCUGCAUCAUUUGGAACAGACUAGGUCCCGCAAGAAACCCAGGCUCUCUCUUCCCCCCACAGCAAAGGAAAGAGGAUUAUUUCUUGGGAUCAGGGAGCUGCCUCUGCCAUACACAGCUCAUCACCAUGACAACUUUGAUGUUGCAUUCCAUUAUUCUGCUCCUGAUUUUUUCAGUAGUCCUGGCACAGGGCAGGAAGAAACCCAAAGGCUACCCAUGCCCACCACAUUCUCAGCCUUGGCAGGCUGCCAUCUACAAAUACUCCCGUUUCUACUGUGGAGCAAGCCUUCUCAACCAAAGAUGGGUCCUUACCGCUGCUCACUGCAAUCAUGGAAGCAUCCAUGUCCGGCUUGGAGAUGAUAAUCUGAACGUCCUGGAGGGCACAGAACAGUUCUUGGCAGUGGAAAAAACAAUCGUCCACCCCAAGUACAACCAGUCGUGCUAUGACAAUGACGUCAUGCUGGUCAAACUGUUGAGCCCAGCUGUACUUAACCAUUAUGUGCAGCCCAUAAGUCUGGCUACCCAGAGGGCAAGCUCUGGGGAUAUGUGCAUGGUGUCAGGAUGGGGCGGUCCUAUCAAUUUCCCAGAGCGAAUUCCUCUGGUCCUUUACUGUGCAAAUGUCAGGAUAAUGUCUUGGGAGGAGUGCUCUGCCCUGUAUCCUGGGAAGCUGAACACCGAUAUGAUGUGUGCUGCUGCGAUGGGAGGAGGCACUGACUCCUGUGAAGGUGACUCCGGGGGACCCCUUGUCUGCAACAGGAAGCUCCAGGGUCUGGUGUCUUGGGGUGACGUGCCCUGCAGCUCCAGCACCAAACCCGGGGUCUACAUGGACAUUUCCAGAUACAGAGACUGGAUCAUUGAGACCAUGUGUGAUGACGGCUGACUUGUUGUGGGGAAAUCAGACCCUCCCCCCUCCUCAUUUUGCUGAGAUCCCAGAAUAAACCAUGAGGAACCCAUGUUUCCUUCCUGCCCUCCAUCCUUUUUCACUCAGACCUGCUUCUUGCCUUCCCUUAUUUGGACUGUAGCGCUAUCUGCAUUGCAGAGGGUUGGACCAUUGGGAUUCCUUCCAACUCUACAAUUCUACGAUUCUGUUAUCUCUCACAAACUCUUUUGGUCUGCUCCCAAAGGAGAAGCACCAAUACCUUCUGAGCGGAGCCUGACACGAGUUUCACACAAUGUAUCUUAGGAACAUCGGAAGCUGCCUUACGCAGGGUCAGACCAUUGGCUCACCUAGAUCCAUACACUCUACACUGACUGGCAGCGGUUGUCUUGGGUUUCAGACUAAAGUCUUUCCCAACACUUCCUGUACAGUUUGGAGAAGGAA
This is a messenger RNA of Podarcis muralis (Common wall lizard), 2489 nucleotides long. NCBI's taxonomy places the organism in Eukaryota, Metazoa, Chordata, Lepidosauria, Squamata, Lacertidae. The record is from RefSeq and is a predicted model, not a curated record.